Messenger RNA from Staurois parvus, 398 nucleotides. Lineage: Eukaryota; Metazoa; Chordata; Amphibia; Anura; Ranidae. The record is from the annotation of a GenBank genome assembly.
GGGGAUUGGAGCACCUGAAUCACAUGAUUGGGAGGGGAUUGGAGCACCUGAAUCACAUGAUUGGGAGGGGAUUGGAACACCUGAAUCACAUGAUUGGGAGGGGAUUGGAACACCUGAAUCACAUGAUAUGGAGGGGAUUGGAACACCUGAAUCACAUGAUUGGGAGGGGAUUGGAACACCUGAAUCACAUGAUUGGGAGGGGAUUGGAACACCUGAAUCACAUGAUUUGGAGGGGAUUGGAACACCUGAAUCACAUGAUAUGGAGGGGAUUGGAACACCUGAAUCACAUGAUAUGGAGGGGAUUGGAACACCUGAAUCACAUGAUUGGGAGGGGAUUGGAACACCUGAAUCGCAUGAUUGGGAGGGGAUUGGAACACCUGAAUCACAUGAUUUGGAGG